AGAGAGCACAUGAGAGGGGGGAGGGUCAGAGGCAGAAGCAGGCUCCCCGCCGAGCAGGGAGCCCGAUGCGGGACUCGAUCACGGGACUCCAGGAUCAUGACCUGAGCCGAAGGCAGUCGCUUAACCGACUGAGCCACCCAGGCGCCCAAGAGUAUCUAUUUCCUAGGGAGGAUGUGGAGAUGGAGUUAAUUACUCAGAGCCAUGCCUGCACACAGGCAGCCCUCAAUUAUAUGAGCAGCAUCAUUGGGCUGUGAGCUCAACUCAGUGUCCCGGGCAUGUGUCUGUCGUUGGCAUCUUGCAGGAAUCUGGGGCAGGAAGUGCCCCUGGAAGCAUCGACGGUUAUCUGGGGCAGCAUGGGAGCAGGCCUGCGAGGGCGGCCUCUCUUUCCUUCUCUGUGCAAUGGGAAUAACUACAGCACCCCACACACGGGCGGUUGGUCCGCGGGCGAGCCGGGCGCUGGAGGGCGUGUUUGCGUGCGCGGCUGCUAUUACCUUUCCUUUGUCGAUGAAGUGCAGCAGAUAGUGGGGCCCACCCCCGUCGUCUCUGUUGCUGGAGGAUGACACGAGCUGUUAACCCCAAGCCUGCGUAGGAGCCAGGGACAGUCGCCUGGAGCCCACGGAUGGAGGAGGAGGGCGACCGACACGCGCUCGGCGGCGGGAUGGAGGCCGACGAGCCCGCCAGCCCCCGGGAGCCGCCGUCGCCCCCCCCGCCGCCGUCGCCGCCGUCCCCCGCGGCCCCCGAUACCCCCGGGCCCCCCCAGCCCGAGCAGCCGUCGGAGGCCUACGCGCGGCAGCUGCUGCUGGAGGAGUGGAGGCCCCCCGGCGGGACCCUCGAGCUGCCCCCGCGCCUCACCUGGAAGCUGCUCUUCCUGCGGCGGCCGCUCUACCGCAACCUGCUCCGCUCGCCCAACCCCGAAGGCAUCAACAUUUAUGAGCCAGCACCCCCUACUGGUCCCACCCAGCAGCCCCUGGAGACCCUGGGCAACUUCCGCGGGUGGUACAUUAGGACUGAGAAGCUCCAGAAUGACCGCAGCUGGACGGUGAAGCAGCAGUGCGUGGAUCUUCUGGCCGAGGGCCUGUGGGAGGAGCUCCUUGAUGAUGAGCAGCCAGACAUCACGAUCAUGGACUGGUACGAGGACAGCCGGCUGGACGCAUGUGUCUACGAGCUGCACGUCUGGCUGCUGGCGGCUGACCGACACACGGUCAUCGCGCAACACCACGUGGCCCCCCACACCUCUGGGCGGGGCCCCCCCGGCUGCUGGCUGCAGGUGUCCCACGUCUUCCGCCAGUAUGGCCCCGGCGUGCGCUUCGUCCACUUCCUGCACAAGACCAAGAACCGGAGGGAGCCCGGCGGGCUGCGGCGGACAAGGGUGACCAAUUCCUCCGUGUCUGUGCAGUUCAGGGAGUGACUGGCUCUUCAACUUCUCCCCGAGCUAGUGCUCGACAGACACUCCUCCCAUUUCCCCUCCCCCUCCAACCCCAAAUUCUCACCCCGCCUAGAGCUGUCCCCAUACCUCUCCUCCCUACAAUACCCUCAUUUCUCCUCCCUCAUUCCUCCAGAGUCCCCAAAGCCAUCAGGGUACCCAUCAAGGGCCAUCAUCACUGAGGAUGGUGACGGGACAGAUGGCAAAUUUGAGCUAAAAGUUUUUUCGUGUGUUGGGGAAAGAAAGAUUGAAAGUCUUUAAUAACCCGUAAGUUCCGGGCCAGAUCAAGCAAGAGACCCUGGUCUUAGCCUGGGGCAGGGUCCUAGAAGGCCUCUUGCUGUUCCAGGCCUGACUCCUCAGGGAGGCUGGAGGUCCCUGGCAGGCCAGAACAGCUGGCAUUGGGGGGCAUUCGUGGGGAAGGGCUAUCUACCAAAAAGUGCGGGAAGCAUUUUAAUGUUUAAACAAUCAGCCAGUGGUAUUACUGCAUGUCACAAACGUGUCCUGUGGAUGUGUGUCUUUUUGUGCCCACCUAAAUCCAUGGCCAAAUCUCUGAGUACGGCCCCACCUCCAGCAUUGUCCCAGGUAUGGGCUGAUGCAGGCCGGACCAACCUGC
Mirounga angustirostris (Northern elephant seal) is the source of this 2036-nucleotide messenger RNA. It is a transcript of the gene NCCRP1, whose product is annotated as NCCRP1, F-box associated domain containing. The record is from RefSeq and is a predicted model, not a curated record. Gene Ontology annotation, biological process: glycoprotein catabolic process; SCF-dependent proteasomal ubiquitin-dependent protein catabolic process. The transcript is spliced from 7 exons. Gene Ontology annotation, molecular function: ubiquitin protein ligase activity. The coding region runs from base 620 to 1408 and encodes 262 amino acids. NCBI's taxonomy places the organism in Eukaryota, Metazoa, Chordata, Mammalia, Carnivora, Phocidae. Gene Ontology annotation, cellular component: SCF ubiquitin ligase complex; cytoplasm.